UCGACUACAAUUACGACUACAGCCACAACAGCGACGAUCGUACGCAGUCACAGUCAGCCCAGCGUCGAAAACAAUCCCGCACGCCCGGUCCGAGCAAAAACGAAAAUAGGCAAAGCCAAAGCAAACGCCAAGCCCAAACCAAGUGAACUCUGCCCUCUCGCCAUUCCGCCACACCGAUCAACAUGCAACUGCAACGCCUGAUUCUCGCCCUGGGAUGUGCUCUCAUACUGCUGCUCGGCCAGUACAGCCAAACGACAGAGGCACGUCGCCUUAUCUUCUACAGUCCCCGCAGCAAGACGCUAACCGGCCAGCUGCUCAUCUCCAGUCGGGUCAAGCGACCCUGUCCGGCGGGUAAAAUGCGCGAUCAUCGCGAUCGCUGUCGGCGCGCCGUGAUCUUUGCGCGAAACAAGUGAGCGUCGGCUGGGGCAGAGAAGAGUCGUCUUCUUCGGGUUACUUUUUUUUUUAUUCGCUAGGCACUUACGAUUUAAUUUAUUAUAAUUGUACUGUAGUAAUUAUACUAUGUUUGUUUUUAGUAUUUAUUGAAUAUUCUAAUUUAUGCACAUCCACGCAAUAGUAUUAACAGUGUAAGCAGUGUAAUGCAUGUAACGAACAUGUAGACAAAUAAACGACACCUAUACCUCAUAAAGAUAUGGACUUUUCCGGGCUAUAUCCGACUGUACAACUACUCUAUACAAGAUUGUGAACAGUGAUAUUAGUGACUCGAUCAGGGUUCAGAGACUACAAGUGUUUGCCAAUGUUAGGGCUCGGAGAUCAUGUAAUCUAAUCAAACUAAUGACGCCACAUCCCUCUCAUCUGAAAGCCGAAGUCUAUAUAUGUGUAUACCAAAUAAUGAUCAUUCCGUCUCAUCUUUCUUAGAUCAAGAUUCUAAAUGUAAAUCCAUUAAGAUCAUACAAAAUCGAUCUCUGUAAAUUGAACAAGAUUCACUG
Messenger RNA from Drosophila navojoa, 947 nucleotides. RefSeq lists its product as uncharacterized. The record is from RefSeq and is a predicted model, not a curated record. Lineage: Eukaryota; Metazoa; Arthropoda; Insecta; Diptera; Drosophilidae.